AUGAAUUUCUCUUCGGAUUCCCACUAUUUGGCCUCUUCCUACAGGAAGAUAUUCGGGGAGCCGCCCCGCUACUCCUCCCGUCUUGGCAGUUCGGCCACAGCCAGCAGUUACCGGUCUCAGUCGGUAUCUCGCUGUAGCAACCGCGCCGUCUCGUAUCGGCUGGCGCAGGCAGACACCUUGGAUCUCAGCCAGGCAACGGCGGUGAAUGACGAAUUUCGGCUGACCCGCACCAACGAGAAGGAGCAGCUCCAGGGACUCAACGACCGGUUCGCCGGCUACAUCGAGAAAGUGAGGCAACUGGAGCAGCACAAUCGCCUCCUGGAGGCUGAGCUGAGCGCCCUGCGGCAGCGUCACGCCGAGCCCAGCGGCCUGGCCGAGCUCUUCCAGAACGAGCUCCGCGAGCUGAGGGCCCAGCUGGACGAGACGGAGGCCGCCCGGGCGCAGGGGGUGCUCGAAAGGGAGCGGCUGGCCGAGGAAGUGCAGUGCUUACGGGCGCACUGCGAGGAGGAGGCGCGAGCCAAGGCGGAGGCCGAGCAGGCGUUGCGCGCGCAGCAGAGGGAGGUGGAUGGCGCCACCUUGGCACGCCUGGCUCUGGAGAAGAAGGUGGAGGCGCUGCUCGACGAACUGGCCUUCCUGCGCAAGGUCCACGCCGAGGAGGUGGCCGAGCUGAGCGCCUCCUUGCAGCCAGCCCCGCUGGCUGCCAUCGAGCCGGACGCCACCAAGGCCGAUCUGACUGCGGCACUGAAGGAGCUGCGCUCGCAGUACGAAGGGUUGGCCGCCAAGAACCUGCAGGCGGCCGAGGAGUGGUACCGCGCCAAGUUCGCCAAUCUCAGCGAGCAGGCGGCGCGCAACAACGAGGCCAUCCGAGCCAGUCGCGAAGAGAUCGGCGAGUACCGCCGCCAGCUGCAAGCCCGCACUUUAGAGGUAGAGAGCCUGCGCGGAGCCAAUGAAUCUCUGGAGCGGCAGCUACAUGAGAUGGAGGAGCGGCAUAACGCCGAUGCGCUCGGCUUACAGGAUACUAUUAGCCAGUUAGAAAGUGAUUUGAGAGACACAAAGAAUGAAAUGGCUCGGCAUCUGAGAGAAUACCAAGAUUUACUGAAUGUCAAAAUGGCCUUGGAUAUAGAGAUAGCAGCAUACAGGAAGCUGUUGGAGGGUGAAGAGACACGUUUUAGUACUUCAAGCAUGAGCAUCUCAUCUCUGAACCCUACUUACUCUUUCCAACCCAGGCUCUUUAGUUCAUCUGUAGCCAGCAGCUCCAAAAUGUCAUCCUCUUUCUAUUUUAAGAAAGAUGAGAAAGAGGAUGCUAAAUUAGCCUCAAAAAUUUCAUCAAGCCAGGUAGGAGACCCGUUUGCUGAAAUGAUAGAUGAAACCCUAACAUCUGCUAAAAAAACUGAACGAACAAACUUGGAAGAAGGAAAUGCUAUCAAUCAAAAAAUGUAA
Molecule: messenger RNA, 1440 nt
Organism: Protobothrops mucrosquamatus (brown spotted pit viper)
Lineage: Eukaryota; Metazoa; Chordata; Lepidosauria; Squamata; Viperidae
Gene: INA
Product: internexin neuronal intermediate filament protein alpha
Exons: 3
Coding region: 1-1440 (479 amino acids)
Biological process (GO): intermediate filament organization
Cellular component (GO): postsynaptic intermediate filament cytoskeleton; intermediate filament; cytoplasm
Molecular function (GO): structural constituent of postsynaptic intermediate filament cytoskeleton
Source: RefSeq, a predicted model, not a curated record